This is a messenger RNA of Elaeis guineensis (African oil palm), 1141 nucleotides long. RefSeq lists its product as uncharacterized. Gene Ontology annotation, cellular component: nucleus. Gene Ontology annotation, biological process: positive regulation of DNA-templated transcription. Lineage: Eukaryota; Viridiplantae; Streptophyta; Magnoliopsida; Arecales; Arecaceae. Gene Ontology annotation, molecular function: transcription cis-regulatory region binding; DNA-binding transcription factor activity. The record is from RefSeq and is a predicted model, not a curated record.
UAUUCGUAAUUUCGCCCGCCGCAUGCAUACGACCACCCCCCCUCCUCCCGCCACGUCAUCGACCCUUCUCUACGGUGGGUCCCACACACCUCGUUCCCCACGGCUAUAAAUUCCCCUCCCCUCUUCCUCACUUCUUCCCUUUUCUCCCUCUUCCCUCUUGCCCUCCCCUCCCUUAACUUAAUUUACAAAUAGGUCCUCCAUGCUGUCCUUGGACGAAAUUUUCUCCCAGCCCCUUCCAGCCCUCGAAGGCGAGUUCAGCUUCCCCCCCUGGCAUGCCCCGUCCUCGGACCCCACUCCAGCUCCGGCUCCGGCUCCGGUUCCGGUUCCGUCUUCGACCGCCUGUGUAGAAGAACCGGAGCAGGCGGCGCUUUCGCCGGCCGAGGAGCGCCGGCGCCGGCGCAGGAUCUCGAACCGCGAGUCCGCCCGACGCUCCCGCAAGCGGAAGCAGCACCACCUCGAGGAUCUACGGAGCCAAGCUGGCCAGCUCCGCUCCGAGAACCAGGCCCUCGCCGAUCGGCUCGUCGAUGUCGUCAAUCGCUGCCUCCUCUUCCGCCGCGACAACGAUCGGCUCCGCUCCGAGUCCACCGCACUCAGCCGCCGUCUCUCCGAGCUGCGCCGCCUCCUCGUCGUCCGGCAGCUUCGCCUGCUCUCCUCUCCCCUGCCACCGGCGCCGGUCGCCGCCUGUGGCGGCUUUGCUUCCGCCUACGAACAGACCCUCGCGUCGCUAAUCGCUUAAAAUAUUUAAAACUGGGGAAAUUUUUUAAGUGGAUAAUGUGGAAAGAGCUGGAAACGAGACAAAAGAAAGCUAGCCACUGCUCUCUCUCUCUUCUAUAUAAAUUCAAACCGGCUUCAGGAAAAUGGGGUUUUUAUGGCGGGAAUUUGCCUUUUUUUUAUUUUGUUGGAAAGAGAUUUGUCUAAAUUAUAGAAUUUUUAUUUUUUUUCCUCCUUUUAUUUCCGUGUUUCUUCGCACGAAAUGGAUAAAACGAAGACAUUGAAACUGGCGAUAUAUCGACGACAUUUUGACGUUUUAUAGCGUGAUGAUGGAAGCGCUCUGACUCCUGUAUAACGUGUGGAGAAGACUCGUGGACGUUUUUCUAAUUUCAUAAAAUAAUAUAACUGAAGGAGAGUAGCUUAGGCUUGC